Sciurus carolinensis (gray squirrel) is the source of this 3018-nucleotide messenger RNA. It is a transcript of the gene Qrsl1, whose product is annotated as glutaminyl-tRNA amidotransferase subunit QRSL1. Gene Ontology annotation, cellular component: mitochondrion; glutamyl-tRNA(Gln) amidotransferase complex. Lineage: Eukaryota; Metazoa; Chordata; Mammalia; Rodentia; Sciuridae. Gene Ontology annotation, molecular function: glutaminyl-tRNA synthase (glutamine-hydrolyzing) activity. The record is from RefSeq and is a predicted model, not a curated record. Gene Ontology annotation, biological process: mitochondrial translation; glutaminyl-tRNAGln biosynthesis via transamidation.
UUCCGUGACGAGCGAAGAUGGCUGCGCCCAGUAGUACUGGUGGCGGCUGUUGACCUCUUGUUUCUCCUUGUCAUCUGGCCCCUGUGGUGGCAGGCUGAGCCGAAAGACCAUGCUGGGCCGGACACUCCGAGAAGUUUCUGCAGCACUGAAGCAAGGCCAAAUUACACCAACAGAGCUCUGUCGGAAAUGUCUCUCCCUUAUCCAGAAGACCAAGUUUCUAAAUGCUUAUAUUACUGUAUCAGAAGAGGUGGCCUUAAAGCAGGCUGAAGAAUCAGAGAAAAGAUACAAGAAAGGUCAGUCGCUUGGGGAUCUAGAUGGAAUUCCUAUUGCAGUAAAAGACAACUUUAGCACAUCUGGGAUUGAGACAACAUGUGCAUCAAAUAUGUUAAAAGGUUAUGCACCUUAUAAUGCUACAGUAGUUCAGAAGUUAUUGGAUCAGGGAGCUCUACUAAUGGGAAACAAUUUAGAUGAGUUUGCUAUGGGAUCUGGAAGCACAGAUGGUGUAUUUGGACCAGUUAAAAACCCCUGGAGUUACUCAAAACAAAUAGAGAAAAGAAGCAGCAGAAUCCCCCACGGUGAGAGUGAGGAUUCAAACUGGCUAAUAACUGGAGGAAGCUCAGGCGGGAGUGCGGCUGCCGUAUCAACGUUCACAUGCUUUGCGGCUUUAGGAUCAGAUACUGGAGGAUCAACCAGAAAUCCUGCUGCCCACUGUGGGCUUGUUGGUUUCAAACCAAGCUAUGGAUUAGUGUCCCGUCAUGGUCUUAUUCCCCUGGUAAAUUCAAUGGAUGUGCCAGGAAUCUUAACCAGAUAUGUGGAUGAUACAGCAAUUGUGUUGGAUAUACUGGCUGGACAUGACCAAGAUUCUACCACAGUACAGGAACCUGUUAAAUCAUUUAUUCUUCCCACUUUGACAGAUGUGAGCAAGCUAUGUAUAGGAAUUCCAAAGGAAUAUCUUGUACCAGAAUUAUCAAGCGAAGUACGAUCUCUCUGGUCCACUGCUGAUCUCUUUGAGUCUGAGGGAGCCAAAGUGAUAGAAGUAUCCCUGCCCCACACUGUUAUUCAAUUUCUGUACCAUGUACUGUGCACAUCAGAAGUGGCAUCAAAUAUGGCAAGAUUUGAUGGGCUAGAAUAUGGUCACCGAUGUGACAUUAAUGUGUCUACUGAAGCCAUGUAUGCUGCAACCAGAAGAGAAGGGUUCAAUGAUGUGGUGCGAGGAAGAAUUCUCUCGGGAAACUUUUUCUUAUUAAAAGAAAACUAUGAGAAUUAUUUCAUCAAAGCACAGAAGGUGCGGCGCCUCAGCAAUGAUUUUGUGAAUGUUUUUAACUCUGGCGUGGAUGUCUUGCUCACCACCACCACCCUGCGUGAGGCAGUACCAUACUUGGAGUUUAUCAAAGAAGACAACAGGAACACGAAGUGCCCAGGAUGAUAUUUUACACAGGCUGUAAAUAUGGCAGGAUUGCCAGCAGUGAGUAUCCCUGUGUCCCUCUCAAGUGAAGGGUUGCCAAUAGGACUACAAUUUAUUGGACGGGCAUUUUGUGACCAGCAGCUUCUUACAGUCGCCAAAUGGUUUGAAAAACAAGUGCAGUUUCCUGUUAUUCAACUUCCACAGCUCUUGGAUGAUUGUUCAUUAAGCCUUGAAAAUGAAAAGUUAGCUUCUACUUCUCUAAAACAGUAACCAAUAAUAUAUCCUGCAAAUUAAAAUGACUCAAAGAUUCUGAACUCAAGAGAGUCAAAUGAUCUUACUCAAUUCUUGCAAUUUGGUUCAUUGUCAACACAGUCAUUGCUUGGAAUCAUUUUUAAAAUUCCUCUGAUACAAUUAAUUAUAAUAAGCUGUCUGAUAAGUAUAAAGUACAGACUUUCUACUAUAAUGCUAUAUAUAUAUAUAUAUAUUCCUGAAAAACAGUACAUUCUGCAAAAAUGUUCAUUAAAAAAACAGAAUUUACAGUAAAAAUAAGCUUAGGAAAAAAGUCUCAAAACAUAUAUCUUUAUAACUAAAGCACUAACAAAAACAGUAAUUGUAUCUCCAGGGAUAACCUGCGUGACCUCUCAUCAAGCAGUAGAGGCUGCUUGAGGGAAUGUUAAAAACCACACAAAAGCAGUCAAACAGUAUUUUCUCUUUUGAGUGCUGCACAAAGCAGGUGGGAGGGAAGCUUUGAGCAUAGGAGGAAGUGCAACCUGCCAGGGCCCAGAGUCAUGCAAAACUUCAGGGGACACCUCUCUAGGGAGGAGCCCCAGGUGCAGAUGCUCCUUUUAUUUCUCUAAGAAUAGAACUGAAAUGACUGAGAAUUAUUUUCCUUUCCUCCUUAGGGUUAAAUUUUGACUUCUGCUGUCCCAGAGCCUGUGCUUAGGAGCCAGAACAACUCUGUGUUACUGUUGAGUUCAUUCUAUUUACUGAUCACACAGGAGCUCAUUGAUGUCUUAGAAACAUUUAUUAUAACCUAACAGACUAUAUUGGACUGGAAAGUUGGUAGAUGGUGGAGCAUGGUUUUAGUGAGAAAGGAAACACUUGCAGACAAUCUGGUGAGGAUGCCAAAGAGAUGAGGCCCUAGCAAGAUCCUGCUUUACCGGGACUCUCUCUUCCUUUUAGUUUCCUGACCCUCUGACUGUCUUUAUAAAUGUUCUUUAUUUCCUUGGAGUCCAAAGAGACUUAAUGGAGAUUUGUAUUCAGUAUUUGACCAAAUCUAAUGGAAAUCAGUGUUUACUCACUAUGAGGCUUCAUCAUUUGAUAUCUUUGUCUUUGCUAGGACACCACUGUCAUCUCAGAUUGAUCAGACUUUCUGACUUGGCACUUAUAUAUUCUUGAUAAGUAAACGUAGAAAACUCAAUUAUUAUUUAAUAAACUCACUUUAUUAAGAAAAAUUCUUUUCUAAAUAAAUAGUACAGACCAGAUGCAUGGUACACUCCAGUAAUCCCAGAAGCUCAGGAGGCUGAGGCAGGAGGAUCUAGAGUUCAGAGCCAAGCUUUGCAAAAGGGAGGUGCUAAGCAACUCAAUGUGACCCUGUCUCUAAAUAAAAUACA